Cordyceps fumosorosea ARSEF 2679 is the source of this 3753-nucleotide messenger RNA. Its product is annotated as Stem cell self-renewal protein Piwi. NCBI's taxonomy places the organism in Eukaryota, Fungi, Ascomycota, Sordariomycetes, Hypocreales, Cordycipitaceae. The record is from RefSeq and is a predicted model, not a curated record. Gene Ontology annotation, molecular function: RNA binding; protein binding. The coding region runs from base 1 to 3753 and encodes 1250 amino acids. The transcript is spliced from 7 exons.
AUGGACAUACCCCGCGAGUUCACGGUCAAUGGCGUAGGUAAGCUUAGCAUGAGCCUUCUCCGGCCCGAUGAUGGCACUUUCGCAGCUCCACUACAAGAAAACACGCUCGAGUUCACGGGACUGGCCUUUUCAAUUUACGCUGGUCUCUCGAUCCUGAAAAAGGAACAAGGCAGAAACGCCUUGGCUGCCCUAGCUGAAGCAGUUGUUCACGGGUGGGCCACCAGUGGUGUCCCAUUCGAGGGCGAUAUCUCCCUCAUUCCAAAUUACGUGAAUGAGUUUUUGCAAGCUACCGAGGCGGACUUUCCUCGCGUACUUAUCGACCACAUCGGGGGGGCCGACGUCGUCGCUGAAGCGAGGCGGCUUCCCCCAGGACAUUGGGAUGGCGAUCUUUUCAAUUACUCCCCAAAGAAAGCCGGAGGUAUAUACUUCAACUUAUCAAAAGUCAGGCAGAUGGCCGCCGCGUCUCAACAAGGAGGCAACAAAACCGCAAAGGAAAAGAGGAUGUCAUCUCGUUAUCGCGAUUACCUCUUCACGUUUGCUGUGGCAACCGCUCAUGAGCUGACGCAUCUCUUCAUCGGUUAUCUUUCUCAAGGACGUGACAGCCCCGAGUCCUACACCCCGCCUGGUGUCACCCACAUAAACUACAACGACCUCGGUGAUGGCAGCUUGCCAGUGUCAGGCGAGUCGGGUCGCUGGUUGGAAAAUCGACUCUUUGGGGGAUCAAUCGAGUUCUUCCGAGAUAUGGACGACGAUGACGACCAGGCAAGUAUCUCAUGGAUUAGCUCCGCAUAUUCUAAUUCGUUUAGGCUGGUCUUCCAUUUCUUCUCGACUGUGAAGCUCGGGCUUGGCGAGUUCAUCCCGAUUGCGUGCUUCGCCUCCUUACGAAUACCGAAGGUCUUUCCUAACCCUCAAGGCCAGAAUCCCCAAGUUGCGAAGGUCGAAGAUGCCUUGCAUCCAGCGACAAAGAACAAGCUCGAUCUUGGUAGCCUGAAGCUAACCGAAGGCUUUCCCAGCCGUCCGGGGUAUGGCACUAGAGGCACCCAGGUUGAGCUCACGGCAAAUUACGUCGAGUUACUGCCGCCAUCAAACUUGAGUCUGUAUCGGUACGACAUCCAGAUCAGCCCGGCAGCAGCUGGCAAGAAGCUCUUCCGGGUUGUGCAGCUACUUCUCCAGUCUCCGGAACUGGCAGAGGGCGACGUUGCAACGGAUUUCCGGUCUACCUUUGUUUCCAAAACCAAGUUUCCCCAGGACGAGAUUCUCAUCGAGGUCCUUUAUCGUUCCGAAGGUGAAGAUGAGCCGGGUGCUAGAGCCACCAUAUACACGGUUCGCGUCCUAUAUACGAAGACUUUAAGCAUCGGCGAGUUGAUCAAUUACCUGAACUCCACGAGUCUUGGUCAGUCACUGGGAGAUAAGCAAGAGUUGACGCAGGCCCUCAAUAUCUUUCUGAACCACUACGCCAAAUCCACAAAGAACCUCGUUACAAUUGGAUCGACAAAGAGCUUUUCCCUUAGCAACAAUGCAGCAAGAGCGGACCUUGGCGCUGGCUUGGAGGUUGUUAGGGGCUUUUUUUCGAGCGUGCGCAUCGCAACGUGUCGCAUUCUUGUCAACAUCAAUGUGAGCCAUGCAGCGUUCUACCAGGCUGCUCCCUUACCGGCUCUUAUGAUCAAUUACGGUGUACACAGCACCGCCAUGUUGGAAAGAUUCCUCAAGUUUCUUCGCAUCCAGACCACACAUCUCCCCGAGAAGCGUAAUAAAGCCAAUGAAGUCAUUCCCCGCGUCAAGACUAUCUUUGGCCUUGCUAGGAAGGAUGACGGGCAUGGCAUGGUCCACCCACCGCGCGUUAGACAGCACGGGGCAGGCGCCAAAGAUGUCGAAUUUUGGCUCGAUGGUGAAACUGGCUUCUCUGGUCCCAAGACGGCAGUCAAGGUAGGCGCGAAAGGCAAGGGCAAGGGAAAGAGCCCUCAAGAAAGCUCGGCAGCGUCCAGCUCUGGAGGAUACAUCAGUGUGUUUGACUUCUUCAGAAUAACAUACAAUCGAGUUCUGCAAGACCCCCAACUUCCGUUGGUCAACUGCGGUAAUCGGGACAAGCCGAUGUAUCUCCCAGCAGAGGUCUGCGUUGUCCUCCCGGGUCAACCCUCCAAGUCGAAGCUGGACGGAACCCAAACGCAGCAGAUGAUCCGCCAUGCUGUUCGGAAGCCCUGGGAGAAUGCGGCCUCUAUUGUUAGGGAGGGUGUACAAACUGUUGGCUUAGAUGAAAACGCCAAUGUGCUUCUGCGUUCUUUCGGCUUCAGAAUCACGCCAGGACUCAUCAAAGUUCCUGGUCGCAUCCUUAGCGGCCCAAAGAUUAUCUACAAGGGCAAUAAGACUGCCAGUCCCCGCUUCGGUAGUUGGAAUAUGGUAGAUAUUAAGUUUAACAUCGGCGCGUCACUUGCCAAAUGGUCAUAUUUGAUGAUCUCGCUCCGCGGGGCGCGCGACUCCUUCGACCAGCAAAGCCUCGGGUCCGUCAUGAACGAAUUCCAUACAGCCCUAGGAAAAAUCGGCGUCAACGCAACUCAGCCGCUCUCGGGCCAACGCGUCGAACUUCAACAUCCAGAUGACCCUACGCUGAGCUCUACUUUGCAGCGCGCCGCUAGAGCCUUAGAUCUACUUUUCAUUAUCCUGCCCGGAGCAAAUACACAAUUAUACAAGCGCAUCAAGUCGCUCGCCGACAAGAACUAUGGAAUUCACACCAUUUGCUCGGUGGGCUCCAAACUAGCAAAAGACCGCGGCCGCGACCAGUAUAUGGCCAAUGUCGCUAUGAAGUUCAAUCUCAAGAUUGGUGGCAUCAAUCAGAUCGUGGAGAAUAAGAAUCUCGGCAUGAUCGACCAGAACAAGACCAUGGUGGUCGGCAUCGACGUCACACAUCCUUCGCCUGGCUCGUCUUCAGAUGCGCCUUCUGUCUCGGCGAUGGUGGCGUCCAUUGACAAGUUCCUAGGUCAAUGGCCCGCAACAUUGCGCAUACAGCGAGCGAGGCAGGAGAACGUGGACGAUCUCACAGAGAUGCUGAAGUCUCGUCUUGGCCUCUGGAAGACCAAGGGCAAACACGCUGCUCUCCCAGAGAACAUCCUCAUAUACCGCGAUGGGGUCUCUGAAGGCCAAUAUGACAUGGUCUUCUCAAAAGAGCUUCCUCAACUCCGCCGCGCAUGCGAACAGAUGUACCCAGCAGCUGACACCAAAAGAGGGCUUCCACGCUUCACUGUUAUAGUCUGCGGCAAGCGGCACAAAACGAGAUUCUAUCCCACUACCGAGCAAGACUGCGAUAGGUCUGGUAAUACUAAACCCGGUACUGUCGUCGACCGUGCGGUGACUGAAGCGCGGAACUGGGACUUUUUCCUGCAGGCACACGCCGCACUUCAGGGGACCGCUCGCCCAUGUCACUAUUAUAUUGUGCACGACGAGAUUUUCCGGCAGGUCUAUGCAAAGUCAAUCCCACUUCCGUUCCAGAGUAUCGCUGAUGUCGUUGAGGAUCUUACACACAAUAUGUGCUACAUGUUUGGCCGCGCGACCAAGGCUGUUAGUCUCUGCCCCCCGGCGUACUACGCUGAUCUCGCAUGUGAGCGCGCGCGAUGCUAUUUGGCGAGUCUGUUUGACACGCCGUCGCCGAGUGCAGGACCGUCCAUAGCUGGAACGUCGGCAGCUGGAGCAACCGGGCAGCCGAAUGCUGAUGAUGUACAGAUUCACUUGAAGCUGAAGGAUACAAUGUUCUAUAUCUAG